AUGUUUGAAGGUUUUGAUGAAUUUGAAAUUGAGGAAGUGUGCCUUCAUUCAGCAUUAAGGCAUGGUGAUAGCAUUUUAUGUGCUGCAUCAGUACGAGCAAACGCUUUGAAAGCCUUGAUCCCGUUAUAUGAGGACGAUGAACUAGGAAGAAAAUUAAAAUUGUUCACACAUAAAUAUCAACAAAGACUUCUUAGUUUAUCUUGGGACAAGAGCCGAUGCAAUCAAGCGAUUGCAAUAAAGCUAGUCACAGCUAUGUUCAGAUCCUAUCCGUACUUAUUCAGUAGGAAAGACUUGAACACGGUUUCAAGUUUGAUGUUCUCUCCAAAUCGAAAGGUUGCAGUGGCAGCAGGCACAUUUUUUCAUCAUGUCUUUUUAAGAUUGGAUGAAGAUUCAAAUGGGGCCGAGUUUGGGGUUCGAUGGUUCAGAUAUGUUUCAACUUCCACCAUUGAAUUGCAAGGUUUAAAUUUUAUUUCAUAUCUAGUGGAUGCCCUAGUUGCAAACAUUGAGAUAAUGAAAGAUUGGAAUUCGAUGAUACAUAUUUUAACUCAAGAAAAUGAUGAUCCUUUGACCCCAAUCCCCCAACCUCAAGAAAUUUUAAUUGAAAUUAUGUUUUGGUGUGCAAGUCUUUCAAGUACUGGUAAAUAUCCAGGGGAGAGAGCAACUGAUAAUAUGGUCCCAAGUUUAAAACAAAGAAAACAAAUGAAGGAAGAAAAAUUAAAUAUCACAAAACAUCUAAUGCCUAUGAUAGCAAUUCUGUUGGCUCGCUUCAAAACCAAUGUGAAUUGUAUUAUUCAUUUGAUCAGAAUACCUCAAUAUUUUGACCUCGAAAAUAUAAGUGAGAUGGAAGAUCUGCAUUUAAGGAAUUUAUUGGGCGCUCUGCAAAACAUCGCCCAGGAGUGUACCGACACAAUAGUGUUAGACAACUGCAGCAAGACUUUGCAUUGCCUUUAUAAAAGAAUAAAGAAAAGGGCAAGAAGCAUUGUUGCAGAUUGCGAUGCCGCCAUAUCGACCAUUGUCGACGAAUGCGCAUUUGUAUAUAUGGAGCCAUAUCUUGUAUGGCUAAAUAUAUGGGAUGAUUUUUUAGAAGAAUUUAAAGUGUUUAGGAAUGGUGUCAUUGAAAGAAAUCUUCCUAUCGAGGGAUCGAUAUACUGCCUACUUACCUACGGCACAUGUUUAUCUUGGAAAUUGAUGGAAGUAAAAGAUAUGGAUCUAAAUAAUAUGGUACUCAAUGCUAUGGCUUGUAUGAAACGAGCCGAUGUAUUGAAGUUAAAAUUGAAAAAAUAUAUUGAAAUCUGCAAGGACAUCGUAAAAAAUGUCACUCAUGAUGAUCUGCAACAAGCU
Messenger RNA from Ctenocephalides felis (cat flea), 1341 nucleotides. Its product is annotated as cohesin subunit SA-1-like. The record is from RefSeq and is a predicted model, not a curated record. Gene Ontology annotation, molecular function: chromatin binding. Gene Ontology annotation, cellular component: cohesin complex; nucleus; chromatin. NCBI's taxonomy places the organism in Eukaryota, Metazoa, Arthropoda, Insecta, Siphonaptera, Pulicidae. Gene Ontology annotation, biological process: sister chromatid cohesion. The annotation marks the transcript as partial. The transcript is spliced from 8 exons.